CUCUUUUAUGUUUUGUAUGGGAGCUGUACAUUUUUGCUGAGUCACUGCAAUCCUAAUCAGUCGUUAAAUAUGCAUGAUUCAUGAAAUAUAUGUUAUAUAAAUAUAUGAACCUUCACACUUCUAUUUUUUUUUUUUUUGCACACAUGUAUGGUAGUAUUUCUGGUUUUCCAUCAAUCCCCUAGAGUAGAACAGAGAAGAAAUGAUACAAAGGAAGGAGCUGUAAGCGCUGUUCUUUUUGCAUGUCAAAAUGAUGAAUUUUUAAUUGGAUUUUCUCACAGAGCGCAUGCUCGGACAGCAUGAACAACCGCUAAAAAUGCCACUGUGGUUCAGCUUAAGACAAACGAGCAUGAGAUCAAAAAGCAUGUGUAUGGGGAUGAUCUUUCUUCAGACUUUUCCAUCCUUCUCCAUAUAGGGGGGGUUGUAUUUCUCAUUUUUCUCACGACCUGCUACCGGCAGCUUCGUGAAAGGACAGGACCGUGCUGGGAGGAGUAAUUUUCUUCUUUUUUUUGUAAUCUUUCCACCCUCGGUGGGCUGUUCUCAUGCAUAGUACAGAUAUGUUAUUGGUGCGUGGCUGCUACAUGUUGAAGAAAUUGGGCGAGGCGCCAGUCGUUUGUCCAAUGGCAGGUCGAGGUGUGGUUCUUUAAAGGCGUGGAAAGGGCGGGGCUAGAAGCGGAAGUGUGCCUCGGCUGAUCUCUCUCGCUGUCAUUCGGCCACGGUCGGUUCCAGGAGAGAGGGGCAAGAAGUACACAGGGAUCCGCUGGCUGUGGAGGAUUGACAGCUAGUCAGAAACGAUUCUGGAAUCAAAUGAACAAUGAAACCGAUCGUAUCAAGACUGUAAAAGAAACGCUCGCUUGCCACAUUAACAAAGCCGUUUGAUCAUAUAGUCCAGAUCAGAGAUCCGUGUCAUUGAGCAGGCAGGACACGUCAGGAGCAGGGAGGGAAAAAAAAAAAAAAAAAAAAAGCUGACCGACUGCACUGUACGAGUCAGCUUUAAAUCGCCUGUGAAAAGCCUAGCUCGCCGCACUCAGCUCGCCAAGGACACCAUCUAGCUCUCAGUCCAAGAGGAAGAUCUCGACAAACACAUCGCCGAGGUCGAAGGUGGUGAUCGAAAGGACCAAAGAGAUCACGAUAGCAUUUGUUCUGGGGAACAAAACAAAUGGGGGAUUACGGGUUUGGUGUUCUAGUUCAAAACAACACUGGCAACAAGUCUGCAUUCCCGGUCCGAAUCCACCCGCAUCUGCAGCCUCCACACCACCACCAAAAUGUGUCCCAGAGCCCCGCUGCUUUCAUAAACAGCACCACAGCCACAGGGAAUGGCAGCACGGGAGGCUCUCCCUGGCUCUUCUCUACCUCUGCCACCCACAACAGCGUGCAAGAUGAAAUCUUGGGGGGGGCAGAGAAGCCCAAAGCACAGCAGCAACAGGAAAUGCAAGAAACGCAGGAGAAACAGCAGUUAUCUCCUGGGAGUCACCAGGAAGGUGGAAGCAAUGGUGGGAUCAUUUCAGAACUGGAAAAAGCCAAGGAAACCAAGACAGAGAACGGCACAUCAGAGGGUGGCAACGGGAAGGAGAAGCAGCUUCGCCUUGAGUCACCCGUCCUGACUGGCUUUGACUACCAAGAAACAUCUGGCCUAGGUGGAACUGGUCCAGUACAGUCCAGUACCACCUCGUCAUCACUCACCGGCUUCAACAAUUGGUCAGCUGCCAUUCCGCCCGCACCGUCAACAAUCAUCAACGAAGACGUCAGCUUCUUCAACCCGGUGUCCGCCAACAACGGGACUCUGCUGUUCCAGAACUUCUCCCACCACGUUAGCCCAGGCUUCGGUGGGAACUUCUCCCCCCAAAUUGGACCAGCUGCGGCCUUGUCCCAGCACCAUCCGGCGCCACCCCCGCACCCCCACUUCCAGCACCCCCACAACCAACACCAGCAGCACCGGCGUUCCCCGGCCUCCCCUCACCCUCCGCCUCCCUUCCCGCACAGAAACCCAGCUUUCAGUCAGCUGCCACAUUUGUCCAACAGCUUGAACAAGCCCCCAUCCCCCUGGGGUUCAGCUAGCUACCAGAGUCCCUCUCCCUCCCCUGGAUCCUCAACUUCAUGGAGUCCUGGAGGAGGCUAUGGCAGUGGCGGCGGCGGUUGGGGAGGCUCUCAGGGCAGAGAUUAUCGCCGUGGAUUGAACGGCGGGAUGACUCCCAUCAACUCUAUCUCUCCACUGAAAAAGACCUUCCCUAACAACCACGUGACAUCCCAAAAGUAUCCUCGAAACAGUCCGGCGGGCUUCAACCCCAAAUCCUGGAUAGAUGAUGGCGUUAGCCGCAGUGAUAACAUUUUCCCGUUUCAGGAACGCACCCGGUCAUUUGACAGCUUCAACAUGAACACUUUAGAGAGCUCCCUGAUUGACAUCAUGAGGGCGGAGCAAGACACCCUGAAAGGUCGUCUGGGCUUUCCCCACCCCGGAGCGGACAACCCCCUCCCCCUCAAUGCCAGGAAUUAUAACAGAAGACGAGGCCACUCCUCUCUCUUCCCCAUGGAAGAUGGUUUUCCUGAUGAGGAGCGUGGCGAUCAGGGUCUUCCAGGCCUGGGCUCUCCACACUGCUUCCCACAUCAGAACGGAGAGCGCGUGGAACGCUACUCCCGCAAGGUCUUUGUUGGAGGCCUGCCACCAGAUAUUGACGAAGAUGAGAUAACCGCCAGUUUCCGACGUUUUGGACACCUGUUUGUAGACUGGCCUCACAAAGCAGAGAGUAAAUCCUAUUUCCCACCUAAAGGCUACGCCUUCCUGCUGUUCCAGGACGAGAGCUCCGUGCAGGCCUUGAUUGACGCCUGCAUCGAGGAGGACGGCAAGCUGUACCUCUGCGUGUCCAGCCCCACCAUCAAAGACAAGCCAGUCCAGAUUCGGCCCUGGAACCUGAACGAUAGUGAUUUUGUGAUGGAUGGUUCCCAGCCUUUGGAUCCCAGGAAGACUAUCUUUGUGGGAGGUGUUCCUCGUCCUCUCCGCGCAGUGGAGUUGGCCAUGAUUAUGGACCGUCUGUACGGCGGGGUCUGCUACGCUGGCAUCGACACCGACCCGGAGCUGAAGUACCCCAAGGGAGCAGGGCGGGUCGCCUUCUCUAAUCAGCAGAGCUACAUUGCUGCUAUCAGUGCUCGCUUUGUACAGCUGCAGCAUGGAGAAAUCGAUAAACGGGUGGAAGUGAAGCCAUAUGUGCUGGAUGACCAGCUGUGCGAUGAGUGCCAGGGAACUCGUUGUGGCGGCAAGUUUGCACCGUUCUUCUGCGCCAACGUCACCUGCCUGCAGUACUACUGCGAGUACUGCUGGGCGGCCAUCCACUCGCGUGCCGGGCGAGAAUUUCAUAAACCCCUGGUGAAAGAGGGCGGCGACCGACCCCGCCACAUCUCAUUCCGCUGGAACUGAGCGGAGUCGCAGAGAGGGAGAGGCAACAGAGCAGCAGGAGGGCAGGUAGUGCAGGAGUCGCAAGUUUUUGUAAAAAUAAAUGCACUUUUCUGUUGCUGGUUCCUCCUUUUGCUCUAACUUCAUCAAAACCUUUUUAUUUUUUCUUUAAAGUUAAUAUAUAUCAACAUUGUCAGAAAAAUUGGAGCAAAAUGCAAAUGUCCAUUAAGGAAAAAAGAUGUUUAACAUCAUUUUAUUUAUACUUUGAUUUUUUUUAAAGAUAUUUUUAUGAUUUUUUUAAAAUAUAUAUCAGAAUGUUUGAAGUGUGAAUAUGGUACUGUGUUUUUCAAUUGGCAUAUUUUUCUAAAAUCUUUUAUUUUAUUUUUAAUAUAAGCCCCAAAAAAGUCAUCGUUUGUCGUCCAGAUGACUUUGAUCUUGUAGCAGAGACUUCUUACAGUCUGUGAACCAAACGCCGUCGACCCCGGCGAGUCCUUUUUCAGUUUGAUUCGGAGAUCGUUUGCAGGAGGCUUCCGAGCAAGUGUGACUUUGAGAGAAAAAAAAAGAAAAAAAGGGAGUCGCUGAAGAAGAGUGCACUUAUUUCCAGUUUAAAUACUGAAGACGCAGUAUAUGAAAUCCUUUUUGUAGUUAACCAAAGCCAAAAUCGUAAUUAACUCAAUGAACAGAAAGGGCCCGCUGCAGAACGAAAGGGACCCCCUCCCAGAUCGACUUCUUUUUUUUAUGAUUUCCGAGACCGUACCAACAUUUUGAUGCUACUUGAAAAAUUGCAAAAGCGUUUUAGCAACACCAGAGAUGGGUUUUGAUCUCCAUAUUUGACAUGCAAAAACUAAUACCUCAAACUCAGCUGCUAAUGUGCCGAACACAGUAAAAAAAAAAAAAAAACAGAGAGAAAAGCAAGUAAAAACAUUAACGCUGUCUGUUCUCCUUUCCUUAGAACUAUAAUCAGAGGGGAGUUCUGCAACAGACACAGAGUGAUGUAACUGGCACAGUUUUGUUGGAACUUGCUUCAUCACCUCCUUAUUUUUGUAAUCAAACCCAGGGUUGUGCUAGAGACAGACCAGAGUGUUGUGCAGUGCGGUGUGGUUAACGUAUGACAUGGGCUAGGCUAUAGACGCAGCAGGAAAAACAAAAUGAAAGCAGCCCCACUUUUCUUCCGCAUGUUUGACUCUCUGCUAGCUAACAGAGAGGCGGAUCAAAAACCUGUUUCCUGUGUUCGCACACGGCAGGGCUCGGAUCCAGAUCCUUCAGGACGAGUGGUCUAAGGCUAGUGGAGUGGCUGCCUUUACUGCCACAAACAGGAAAUGCCUGAAUAUGCUUGUUUUGGGUUUUUUUUUUUAAAUGUGUUUGUGCAAUGCUCCCAAGUCUUUAAUGACAGAGUGCUACUUUGCAUCCAAGAGUGAGCUACAUCCGUCAUUAAAGAAGCAACUAACUGCUUUUGAGUCGUGGGUCGGUCCUUCCGUCGAACCCUCUGUCCUUUCUGCUGCCAAGCUAGUCCAACUCAGCAUCCAGUGUUUUUGAAAGCAUAAAUGAAGAUAGUUUCUGCAGUGUGCUCUACUACUACACACACGUCAACCUUACAUGCAGUUUGCGCUCAGCGACGAGAUUUGAAGGCCCGUCUGGCUUUGGCGGCGAACCAAAGAUGGCUGUGCAGUAGUGGGUCAUACUCUGACUCAUUUCUUGUCCUAUCAUUUGUACGUUUCUCUCAUCUUUAUUCUCAUAAAUCCAUAACUUUUACUUCUUUUUUUUUUUUUUUUUUGAACCUGUCAAGCCCUGAUGGACUCCAGCAAACCAAAGAUUGGCCUUGAACAUGAUCCACGCUGUAUAGUAACACUAUACAUGCUGCAGAUGUAGGAGAGCGUAAUCAGAACCAUCAGAACACCACUACUGACCCAGCAGGGCUUGCAGACACAAAAUCUCCUUCAGAUGGAGGAGGCUCUAGAUUUUUCUUUUUUUUAAUCUCCAAUAGCUCUGCAGGUUUGGGAAAAACAAAAGUGCACAAUGCCGCAGUGAGGGUGAAACCGAUCCUCACCUGCUUUUUCCUUCGUUUCUAUUUUCCUUUUUCUUCUUCAUUUGAACUCACUCAGUGGCUACCUUCUAGCCGAGCAUUUAAACGUCAGGGAGUUAGUACAGAAACUUGAUUUUACACACUAGUGAGAAUCCUCAUAUCGGCGCGGCGUCGCCGCACCCCCGGACAUUAGCGUCGCGGGUGCAGUGGGUGAGCAUUUUAGAAGUUAAAACACUUUGUGAAGAAUUUGCUGUUAAAAGAGUUUGAAAAAACAAAAAAAAGAAAAUAAUUUUAUACAUGGCCUGCUGAUUUUUUGGUACAGUGUUUUCUAGCUAAAUUAUUUUGUCAUGCACAUAUUGAACAUUUAUUAUGCACUACUUUUCUAAAUAUUUUUUCUUUUUCCAACAGUCAUUUUAGGCACAUUUUUCACAAAAUGGGGAAACUCCUUUUUGCAAUACCUCAAUUUUUCACAUUGUGAAAGGUAGCUUUUGUACUUUUGUUACUGAGAGAUCUGCAUAUAUGGAAAUGUUCAUUUUAAAGAAGAAAAAAAAGUUGAGUGAUUUCAAUAUAUAUUAUUUUCAAUUAUGCUUUUUAUACAUUUCAGUGCUGAGGAAUCUUUACAACUAAGUGCUCACUUGUGUUGAUGCGACUUCAGAUCUGCAGAGGAGAGACCAAAGCAUCCCUCUCUUGGUCUUAGCUUUUUCGUACUCGUUUCCAGUCUGGUUGCUAACCGUCAAAACGACAGGAAAAAAGAAAAAAAAAAAGAAAAAAAGCCUGGUAAUUUGAAUCUGUUUGUCUCUAAUAUGGCUACACAAAGGUAUAACUUCUGUCUUGGUUUCCUCUCCAUAGAUGGAGCAGAACUCGUUUUGAGGAGAAUGCAAAAUCGGGUUCAAGCUUAACGCUGAGCCUCGUAUCACAAGAAUGGAUGUUUGAUGUUUAGAUAUUUUAAUAUUUGAAAAAGUAUAUAGACAUAUACAUUAAAUAUAUAUAAUAUAAAUAUAUAUAUAUAUUCUUGAACUUGCCAGCUAGCACCUAUUGUAACCCUUAGCAUGCAUGACGAAAAAAGAGAAAGUACAUGAAUUAGCUAUUAAAACUAAUCGUUGUGGUGUGCACCAAUUGUUUCUCAACUAUUACGUUAAGGACACCCAGACCCCGCCCCCUCACUUUAGCUCCCGCCCCUCAUGUCAAUCUCCUAGUUGGCAGAUCUCUGCAAGAUGCACAUGACACAGAGAUAAAAUAAAAAACGAAAAAACACACAGAAGGAACCCAUAAGUUGAAACUGAUGUGGCAGCGCAGGAGCAUCCUUUUAGAACACUGUUUAAAAGAAGACUUGAGAACUCAUCCCGCCGUCGUCGAGGUGAUCUUUAUAUAGACUUAUCUGGAGGAAGGGGAACUUAAAGACUUGAAUGUGGUAAAUGUUGCAAGUUGACUUCAAGUUGUUAUGUGCAAUACUUCUUUUGAACCUUUUUCCAGAUAAAAAAAGUUUAAAAAAAAAAAACGAACUCUUUGCAAUGUAAUUCUUUAAUGCCAUUUUUAAUUGCAGACAUUUAAUUAAAGAAGAUGUUAAUAUGUUUUUCACAGUCAUUUUCUACUGUUAUUGUAAUCCUUUUCAUGCUGGUGUUUGUAAAAAAGAAAAGAAAUCAAACUAUUUGUACUAAUAUAAAUAAUUGAAGUUAUUUUUAAAACAUUAAAAGGUUUUUUGUGCUCAUUUGCUUAUUUUGUUUAUUUUAAGCUACUGUGAUUGACUGCAUUGUAAUUAUUAGGUCAACAAUGUAUUUAGCUGUUUAUUGGUAUAUUUUUAAUUGGAAUGUAUAAUUGAUUUUUAUAAUUUUGAUCAGAUUUUUGUUAUAUUUUUGAGGUGAAGCUUUUAAUAUGUUAAAGUGUCUAGUUUUUACUAAUUGCUAUAUUGUGCUCCACAAUAUAUGGUUCACAUUUUCUGAAGGAAAAUAAAUAUUUAAAUAUUUGUCUGUUAAUGAUGUUACUUAAUGGCAAGAUUUCAAUAGUUUUUAACUGUGUAUGGAAAGGUUGUUGUAUUUAUUAAUAGCAUUUUUUACUUAAGAUAUCACCUUAAUUUUUAUUGUCAUUUCACUUUAUAAGUUCCUAUUUUUGUAUUUUCCUUUCUAAUUAAGUUAUGUAAUACGGAUUUGUCCAUAUUUCUAGGAGUUGGUCUGUAGAAGUGCUAGUGAAACGAAAAAGAAAAAUCUAAUGUUAUUUAAUUGUUUGCAGCCAACUAUUUAUAACAGUAUGCAUAAUUUUUAAAUAUUUGUAAUGUGAAAUGUUGAAUGAAAUAAAUCUUAACUGUGAUGAGA
This is a messenger RNA of Oryzias melastigma (Indian medaka), 7717 nucleotides long. It is a transcript of the gene cpeb4b, whose product is annotated as cytoplasmic polyadenylation element binding protein 4b. The record is from RefSeq and is a predicted model, not a curated record. The coding region runs from base 1157 to 3409 and encodes 750 amino acids. Gene Ontology annotation, cellular component: synapse; cytoplasm; nucleus. The transcript is spliced from 11 exons. Lineage: Eukaryota; Metazoa; Chordata; Actinopteri; Beloniformes; Adrianichthyidae. Gene Ontology annotation, molecular function: mRNA regulatory element binding translation repressor activity; ribosome binding; translation factor activity, RNA binding. Gene Ontology annotation, biological process: negative regulation of cytoplasmic translation.